Porites lobata is the source of this 8643-nucleotide messenger RNA. The record is from the annotation of a GenBank genome assembly. Lineage: Eukaryota; Metazoa; Cnidaria; Anthozoa; Scleractinia; Poritidae.
AUGUCUUCAGGAGAACUAUCUAAAGAAAGUGAGAAGAAAACUUUGAAAUUGCCGCUGGUCGGAGAAGCAAGUGUUUCUGCUUUUGAGGAAGAAACGCCGGUUCUUUCAGGAUUUUCUCUACAAGAUCCUGCAAAAGUUACUCGAACUGGUUCAACUAGCUCGGAAAGUUCCUGGACAGAAAAGUUGCUUAAUUCGUUGAAGUUUAGAAAUCCAGGACCGAUGCUUAAAGACUUUAACCCAGACACAAGCAGACGAGAAAUGCGGAAACUAAAACGGCUGGAUAUGAAAGAUAAGCACAAGGGGAACCGGAGCGACCCCACAAGUCGAACAAGAAGAAGACAGCAGCGACAACGAAAGCGACCACAGAAACAGACAUUUCAUGAUCGAUCAGGCGUUCGAAUGUCUGACGGCAGAGAUGUUUGUGAUUGUCAGGAUACAGACUGCCCGGGGUGUCAUUUCCCGUGUCCCUCGUGUGGAUCAGAAAAAUGCGGCAUUGAAUGCCGCUGUGAUCGCCAGUGGACUUAUUUGAAGGACAUAGAAGUCGAAAAUCCGCUGCCUAGUGUGUCUCGUAGAUUAGCAAAUCGAUAAAUGACUUGAAUGGAUAGAUAUUAUAAAGUAUUUAAGACAAAAAGUAGCGAUCACGGAGCGAGUUACUGUCGCGUACGAGCGUGUCAAUCCCGCGUGAAAGAAAGAAUGACACACGGCUCACUAAUCCCUUGGCAAAGCAUACUGGCAAUCUAAUUACUAUAUAAUAACAUUUUGCUAUUUUGUGUGAAAAUAACAGAGAUAUACAAAAUUAUUUAUUUAUUUAUCAGCUUUUCUGUACACAAGCCUACCCAGAGGGAAUGUGCACGAACGGGACUCAGUUCCCAUGCGAGGUGCCAUCCCUACCCAAUCCCACAACCCAUAAAGGUUGGCCACACCGCCGGGGUCUACGUCCCCUACUCUUUUCGAACAGUGAUGUGGGUUCUUUUACGUCCCGCAAGAACAAAUCAGUGAAAGUCAGGAAAGUGCUGUGAAACGGGACCUACGGUUUUUCGUCCUUAUCCGAGAAGACUAGAAAGUCUAACCAUUUGCAGAUUUCAUUACAAAGGCAGGACUUUCUUCUCAGUUAUUUAAAGGUCCUGAGUGUUGGUCCAGCUAGGGUUUGAACCCGCGACCUCCCACUCUCCCAACUGAGCUAAUCAGGCGGCGGUUAAAUGACAGUGCUCUACUAAGAAAAUACACCAUUUAUGUAGCAGCCAGUUACAAGAGUCCUGACAGACAAAUUGGCAGUAAAUAACUGCAUUAGAAAGAAUGCAUUAACAAGAAAAAUUGUAGAGGACUUUUAAUUUAUCGUAUGCUCCACGAAUUUUAAACAUUUCUUUGUCAAUUGCUAGAAUGGAAAAUUUCAAGCCCAGAAAAUCACUCAAUUAUGCCCCUUAACCUUCACCCCAAAGUGCCCUCCUCACUUAUUGUGGGUAUUAAGCAGUAAAAAUUACACUUAGCACACAAGUUCUAUUAAUUUUUUUACAAGAACUGAAUGAAUCCUCGUGCACUGAUUGGUCGAGAGCUAUUUUCUAUCCUGCCACGCAGUGCAGGUUUUUUGUUUUUGGUUUUUCGUAAAAAAAAUAAAUGUUGUUGUAAAAAACAAAUCGAUCACAAUUUUCCAUAGUCUGCUACACAGCCGUUUUUUAUUGUCGUCAUGCAACGCUCCUCCCCACUUAGUGAGCCAUGAAAAUGAUGAAACUAUGGUCGUGGUAUCUUCUUCCUUACUUAUUUUACUUUAAGACCGUGAGUAUCGCUUCAGCCCCGAUAAUCAAUAUUCAUAUUUUCUUCCUUAUUUCCCUGACAUAUUAAAAUGAGAUUUAUCUCGCAAGGAGCCGCGCGCAUCUCACGCGUGGAUAGGGCUGCGUGAUUCUCGGUAAACGAAAAAGGCCUGGCCACCAAGGCCAUCCGACUGAACGCAUGCUCAUUUCGUUCUCUAUCGUUUCGAUCGCCAUCUUGGAGAAUAAAAGUGAGUGUUGUCUUUGCAAUCCACAGGAUAUUUCAGCCAUCGAGUUGUCAGCCUUUGAUGUCUAAGUCAAAAAUAAAUGCUGAAACUGUAGUCUAUCUAAAAUGUUCCAUAUUUUUGUUUUUACCGUAAUAGUAAGUCUAUAGUUAGCUUGUUACGUAGGGACACUUGUCUUCACACGGAGGACUAUUUUCUUGUUUUUAUUUAAACUCUGUUAGGUAAAGUUGCAGCAGUAAAAAUUCUUAGGAAUAAUUUGCUACUUCCACUUUUGUGCACGAGUUUAAGUCAUGUCUUGAGGUGUUUCGAGUCGCAAUAAUCGUUUACAGCGACUGUUUGCCCUUUGUAGGAUGUUGAUUCCCAAGAAAAACAGGGUUCAAAUAUACGAAUACCUCUUUAAAGAGGGUGUUGCAGUGGCGAAGAAGGACUUCAACGACCCAAAACAUCCCGAUCUCGAGACUAUUCCAAAUCUUCAAGUUAUAAAGUCUAUGCAGGUACAUACAUGUAAGCUCAAGCUUAAACCUUAUACACAUACUUGAAUACUUAUGAAAUAAAAUGUUAUAAAACUGCAUUCUGGACUACUGUCUUGCCUUUUUACAAGGAUAGGUUAUUUGAAAGUCUGUCAGAUAACUAGGUCUGUCCCUUUGUUGUAUGCUCUGAAAUGCAAUUUGUAGUGUUCUGAGAAGACAAUUUCUGUCUAAAAUGUUUGCUUAGUAUUUUUUAUUGUCAUUUUUGUGCUAUUUCUAUUUGCGUGGCUUUUUGUACAAGUAUUAGAUAAAUUAUUAUUUUGUGUUCUGUGCUGCAUCUGAAAGUCUUUCAGAUAUCAGUUUUGGUUAAGUAUUCUCUGUUACACAUUCUUGAAUAAGUAUCAUGAGUAUUCAUUUGAAAAAUUGAUAUAAGAACAGAUGUCAAAAUACAAAAACACAAUAACAUUCCAUUCAGUUUUCUGAGUCGUACCAUAAGUGUGUGCUUACGUUUCUAUUGACUUUCUUGCUUUCUCAGUCACUAAAGUCUCGUGGAUAUGUCACGGAGAACUUUGCCUGGCAGCAUUACUACUGGUACCUCACAAAUGAUGGUAUGCACUUACCCUCCAUAUGAAGUAGUUUUAAGUUCUGUUGUUGUUGUUUUUGCGUGUUAUUCAUGGUCUUUCUCUUGUUUUAAGGUAUCACAUAUCUCAGAGAUUACCUUCAUCUCCCCCCUGAGAUUGUUCCAGCUACCCUUCGCCGACAGGCCAGGACAGAGACCUCUAGACCCCGACCUAAAGGUACUCUCUUUUAACCCUUCAAACCCUAAGAUCAAAAUUUGAAUUCUCAUUUGUUGCCCCUAUUUAUUUCCUACAGAAGUAGUGGGGAGAGGGUGAUAAAAUAUCAAGCAAAUUCAUCUUCUGAGAUCAUGUCUGUAUUUCUCAUGACCACUCUGUUUUACAAAGCAUUGACAUUACAAAGAGAAAUUUGAUGCUGAUCACUCUUGGGUUUUAAUGAGUUAAAAACUUUUUAUAAUCAUCUGAAUUUUCGGGAUCGCCUGAUUAGUUUCUUUGUUGACACAACCAAGAUGAUCAUUUGUAAACAGAUAUGAUACCAUGCUGGAUGAGGAUAUUUCAUUUUUAUUCCAGCCGCCUCCCUCUCCCCAAAAAAAAAAAAAAAUCCAGUCUCUUACUGUGCUAGUGAUCUAGUAAAAACUGUUUUGUUGGGGGGCAGAAGCAGAACAGUGGACCAAUCGCAUUCCUUUUUCCUAAUGUUCAGCUCUUCCACUUCUACUUUAAUGCCAACAAUAUGGUUUUCACCAGAUCAUAAGUGGGAAGGAAACUCUUUUCACUUCUAUUCUGACUCUGUUGUAAUUUGAAACAAGCUUUAACACUUCCUUCACAGUACUACACUGUACAAAGUGGUAUCAUUCAGUGCUCGAACUUAACUUUUAGCUCUGGUCUUCCACUGGACCAGUAGGCUAAGAAUUUACUGGUCCCAGGAGCAAAGUUACUGGUCACCCUUUACAUUUUUUUUUGCACGUAUUUAAUUUGUGUGUGUAGGUAAAAACAUGUAAAUGCCACACUAUGAUCAAAUAAACACAACAAUUUACAUGUAUCUUUUUAGUGAUACAUAGCAACAAUGAUAAGUGUAUUACAAUUAUAAUUCUUCCCAGUUACAGGCCAUAGUUGCAACAUAAAUAGAAUAGCAGCAGUUUUAUCAACUUCAUUGCUGUCUUAGGCUUAAGUUAGGUCAUCAAUCCUUUAAGCAAGGCCUUCGCAUUCUUUGUGAUGCCUGGUUCCAAUGCAAAAUUGCCCUUUCAGCUGUAAAGUCCUCGGGACUUGAACCAUUGAGGCAGAUGUUCAUGAGCAUGUCAACAGUUUCAACAUCAAGUGAGUUUCGAUACUCUGAUUUGAGUCGCCCCAUACAAGAGAAUCCCCUUUCACAGCAAGAUGAGGACACUGCCAUUGCCAGACAAAUCUCAACCACCAUCAACAUGUGAGAGAGUUCAAGUUCAUCUGGAUGCACCUGAUUGAACACUUCUACCCAGAACUCAGCCUGACUUAAGUUUGCAAUGCGUUUGUGGUCAUAACAGUACAGUUUUAGAGAUAGCCACUGAUCCUUUGAUACUUCCAAGUCGAAAGCAUUGCUUCUGAGGACUGCCUGAAAGUGCUGAGCCACAGUAACCAAUUCUUCUUCUCCAUACAAACCUAGAUCAUUUCUCUCCUUUGGCCAAGACUUAUUGUUAGUGAUAACACCGCAAGCUUUUAGUACUGGGAAGUGAAGUCUUCAAAUCUUGAGGCUAGAAAUUGCUUAGCAUCAGUGAUGAUUGAUGCUUUACUUUGCUCAAACAAUCUGUCAUCUGUGUUGUUCCUUGUAAGACUGACCCCCUUGAACACUGUUCCAGCUCCUACUUCUUCUUGAAAGGCAGCAAGAUGUUUCCCAGGUCGCCUCUUCGCAUGUUCUCUAAGGCUUGACUAGCUCGCUCAAUCUCAGCCUUCACUUGCGAAAUAGAGAUAGAAUCCUUCUGAAAAUAAGUGAGAUCUUUGACACUUCCUCUAGAAUGUCCCACAUUAAAUGAAGGUGAAGCUGGAAUUUGUAAGCCUUGAGCUUCUUUGACAAGUUCCUACCCCGUCCUUGCAUUUCUGCUGAAGAAUCUCUAGCUUCUGCCGUGUGCUCAAAGUGAGAAACAAUUGCUUGAAAGUUUUUUUGAAGUAGAACAGUUAAAGCACGGAGACAAAUGAGGCACCCAACGAGUUCCACUGGCCUUUGUUGGUUUUCCCACUUUUAUUUCCAUUGCCUCUGCCAUUUCUCUUAGUUCUCUUAAAGCCUUUGGGGAAUACUUAUAGUGUUUCCAGCAGCCAUUUAAAAGUUCCUUGAUGCUCAUCAUUGUUUCAUUGCACUUCAAAGUGUCACUAAAUGCAAGUUCUAAAUUGUGUGCUACACAAUGAAUUGGAAUAACUUGAGGUGCUUGUUGUUUAAUUAAUGAAACCACACCACCAAUCCUGCCCAUCAUAACUGAUGCAACCGUCUGUGCCAGUGCUGAUCAGUUUUUGCAUCCACUGAGGGUCGAUCUUAUCCAUAACCGACUUGAUUGCCUUUAGAAUUCCUGGUGCCUUUGCACUUUCAACCUCAGCCAGCUCAACAUAGCACGCUUUUUGGAGCCCCACCUGAUACAAAUCUCACAUACACUAUUUCUUCUUCCAAACAUGACACAUCUGUUGCUCCAUCUGCCAUUAUAGAUAUAAACUUAGCAGUGCUUAAAGAAUCUAUGAGAUCUGCCCUCAAGGUAUCAGAUAUAUGUUUACAAAACUCUUUACAAGCAUGAUCAUUCAUGUAUACGUGUUUCCGAGGUUUAAGCCAUUCUUUUUUUGCAAUGAACACAACUGUGAGAAUAUAGAAAAUGGAAGUUUCAAAUAAGCUAUAUAAUAUGCUGUAUUAAAAAGAUACUCCAUUUUCUUCAAUGUUUCUUCAUCAAGUCUGCUCAAUGCAGCAGGCAAAGGUCUUUGCUCUCUUGGACGCCGCUUGCACGUUUAGCUGCUAAACUCAUAGCGUGUCCUUCACUGGCCUCGUGAGCCUUUUAAGCUGUCAGUUUGAAAGUUAUUUGUUCCGACCCUCAAGGAAUAAUGUGUGUUUUUCCCAUUUGGAAAUUCCUGCAAAACUCGCAAAACAUUUUGUUUUCUUUCUCAUCAAAGUGGAGCCAUCUGUACUUUUCUAUCCACGAUUCCUGAAACUUCCGUGUUUUCUUUAUCGGAGUUGCAGCAGGCGGUGCUGGUGUUGUGUUGCUUUCUUGAUUUUGCUUUCCUCCGAAGAAAGAACUCAGUGAGCAUUGAACUUUUUUCGUUUGGACAUUUCAAGAAGUUGUGUUUUUGAAAGAAAAUAGAGAUUCAAUCAACAUCGAUCAUUUGGCAAACGCGGGAAGCCGCCAUAUUGAAUCCCACAAUCCAUUUAAUCUCAGCGUAGAACCCAGACUCUUACCUGCCAGGCCAGAAACGCCUAGCGAUUUUUUUUGCUCGACGUUUUCGAAGCAUUCGCUUUCAGAAAUUCUUUAUCUGCUUUGACACUUUUAGCCCCUUUCAGCAAGAUACAAAAGCAAUUAUUUAUCGGGGUACUGUAACUUUACUCGUCCACAGGACUAGUGGCAAAAAAACCUACUCGUUUUGGGCAAUUUUUACUCGUUUUGGACGAGUGGACGACCGUUAAGUUCGAGCACUGUCAUUCACUGCUUUCAGAGAGCUAGGGUGGUGCAGUAUUGAGACCACUCUCUUCCCACCAAUGUGGCCUGGGUUCAAACCCGGGCGUCUAUGCCUCUUGCGGGUGGAGUUUGUCAUUGGUUCUGUCCUUGCUUUAAGAAGUUUUUUCUCCAGGCACUCUGGUUUUCCCUUCUCCUCAAAAACUAGUAUUUCCAAAUCUCUAUUCGACCAGGAAUGGUAGGCGAAGAACCACUUUGUGGAUUUUCUAUCUCUAAAUCAUUAUCUAUUUCUUUUAAUUUUUUUGUUUUCUUUUCCAUUGCCCACAAUACACUUUGCCUGGCCCUGCCUCACCCCCCCCCCCCCCCCCCCUCCACCCCAUCUCAAAUUUUGCAUUCAUAACUGUUAUUUCCAGUUUCCCUUGGGUAUUAUGGUCAUUCCAAGAAGAAUUGAAGUCACUUGUGCAAAAUUUUGGUGGCUAAUGAGUUAUAUUAUGGGUAAAGGAAAGUGGUGAAUUUUAAAUUUGUCCAAUUAAAAAUUUCUUCCACACACUGUUCUUCCAGGUCCUGAACAGCCUCGUGGCCCCCCCUCUGGAGACUCUGCAGACCGUGAUGCUUACAGACGUGGUCCCGCUGGGCCAGGAAUGGAACCUAAAGGAGGCGCGGGUUCAAACUUUAAUCCUGAAUUUGUAAGUUAGUUUUGUGUCUUUCAUAGUUCUAGUGUUUUAUUUUUUAACUUUGCUGUAGCCAAAUUCCCUAGUGUCAUUGACUAUUAGCAGCACUCAGUGAUUUAAGCAUUAUUGAGACAUCGUAAUUGGACAGUAUGCAUAAGGCUUGAGAACUUACAAAGUGUGUGUCAUCAAUCCAGUCUAUGUGUUUUGACAACAACAACAACAACAACAGCAACUUUAUUCUUUGUACAAAAAUACAAAGUUUGGAUAGUUUGCCCCGCAAAUAGCUGGAAAGCUAGUCAUGGCAGGGCAAGACAAGUACAUGAAUAACACAAUUAUCUAAUAAAAUCAAAAUCCUUAAACUAUUAGAAAGCCUUACAGAUUGCAACUAAACAUAAAUAAAACAUAGAAGUUAAGUGAUCUUAUUAACACAGCGCUUACUGAGGUACAAUGCAUUAAGACAAAGAGUCACUGACUCAGUUGCUCUUGAGUGGAUUUUUUAUACAUUUGGGUAAAAAAAACUGUGGUGAACUUGUACUUUUUUAACGUAAUGUUGAAGUUACAUGUACAGAUAAAUGUAUAAUAAUUGGCCUUUCCCAAGGAAAGCAGAAGUGACCUCUUAAUAAGGUCACCACUUACUAAAAGAUUCUUUUUAAAACAUGUUACCAACAAGUUUGUUUGCCAGGACUUAGGUAACUGGCUGCUAGAUAGUGAAUGGCUGCUAAAUCAGUGAUUUUGUUAAAAAUAGUUAUGGUGAGUCCGGGGAUUCACCUUGUGAAAAAUCAUGAGUCCCUGUCCAUAAAUAAUAAGUCCCAGUUGAAAAAAACAAGAAUUUUUGCUUGGACCUUUAUGUAACCAGACAGUUAAAGGGGCUAUGUCACCCCUGGCGCAUGUGCAAGCCAAUGAAAACAAACUUGAAAAAGUCGGCCCAACUUUUUCAAGUUCUGUCAGAGAUUUUGGAGGGAUGUUUUAUCCGUCUAAAUCUAAGCCAUUGUUUGAUAGUUUUGUAUUAAGAAUCGUUCUGUGGUGAUUACAGAAGAAUUUUUUGGCGUUAUUUUGAAAUUGUUUGCCCGUGGAACUUUUUUAUGUGGAUUUACAGUGUCCUCUUAAUAAUCAGCGGCCGUUGUAAUGGCAGAGAGUUAAUGAUGGCUACUCCACAAUGAGUGAUGGAGUCUUUGAUGGAAUCUUCCCUAUACUUCACAGAACCUUUCUGUUGAGUUAUUUUAGAGGUUGCUGACUAUACUCACUCAAUUAUUUUCUUCUUUUUCACAGAGAGGUGGGUUUGGCCGUGGUCGUGGUGGAUUUGGGGCUCCACCCCCACAACAAUGA